This is a messenger RNA of Indicator indicator, 1193 nucleotides long. It is a transcript of the gene NAPG, whose product is annotated as NSF attachment protein gamma. Bases 1 to 945 code for a protein of 314 amino acids. Gene Ontology annotation, molecular function: soluble NSF attachment protein activity; syntaxin binding. Gene Ontology annotation, cellular component: SNARE complex; vacuolar membrane. Gene Ontology annotation, biological process: intracellular protein transport. The transcript is spliced from 12 exons. The record is from RefSeq and is a predicted model, not a curated record. Lineage: Eukaryota; Metazoa; Chordata; Aves; Piciformes; Indicatoridae.
AUGGCGGCGCAGAAGAUCAACGAGGCGCUGGAGCACAUCGCUAAAGCGGAGAAAUAUCUGAAAACUGGGUUCUUAAAGUGGAAACCAGAUUAUGACAGUGCAGCUACUGAAUAUGGGAAGGCAGCUGUUGCUUUUAAGAAUGCCAAGCAGUUUGACCAGGCAAGGGAAGCCUGUUUGCGGGAAGCUGAGGCACACGAAAACAACAAAGCUCUCUUCCAUGCAGCUAAAGCUUAUGAACAAGCUGGCAUGAUGCUAAAGGAGAUGGGCAGACUCCCUGAAGCAGUUCAGCUGAUUGAGAAAGCCAGCAUGAUGUACCUGGAGAAUGGGACACCAGACACAGCAGCUAUUGCGCUGGAACGGGCUGGAAAAUUAAUAGAAAAUGUGAACCCAGAGAAGGCUGUGCAGCUCUACCAGCAAGCAGCAUCAGUAUUUGAAAACGAAGAACGUUUACGGCAAGCAUUAGAAAUGUUGGGAAAGGCAUCAAGACUUCUCGUCAGAGGGCGCAGAUUAGAUGAGGCUGCCUUGUCUCUUCAGAAGGAAAAAAGUAUUUAUAAGGAAAUUGAAAACUACCCAACAUGCUAUAAGAAAACUAUUGCUCAAGUCUUAGUUCAUCUUCACAGAAAUGAUUAUGUUGCUGCAGAAAGAUGUGUGAGGGAAAGCUAUAGUAUACCAGGAUUUAAUGGAAGUGAAGACUGUGCAGCACUAGAGCAACUUUUAGAAGGGUAUGACCAGCAAGAUCAGGAUCAAGUUUCUGAAGUCUGCAAUUUGCCACUCUUCAAGUACAUGGACAAUGAUUAUGCCAAGCUUGGUCUUACCUUGGUGGUCCCUGGAGGUGGAAUCAAGAAGAAGUCACCAAAUGCUGCACAAGACAAAGCCAGAGGACCAGCUGCAGCAGGGUCUCAUGCUGAUGAGGAAGAGGAUGAAUAUUCUGGUGGACUGUGCUAGCUACAGAGGUUGUCUUAAAUACAUGACUUAUUUGUGAUGCUGAGCAUAUCCAAAGGUACCUGAUUUACCAGAGCUUCAUUGCAAUUGUGAUGUGGGAAUGCUAAUCUUAACUUGGCAGCUUCUGGGUACAAUGCAAGAAAAAAAGCAUGAUUGUACCUAUCAUCUCAAAAACAUCUUUGGACUUUAUUCCUUACCUGGUAGGAGCUUCCUCAGGGCCCUGCUUUCAGUUGACAGGAAAAAAAAAAAAA